Messenger RNA from Carassius auratus (goldfish), 3654 nucleotides. Its product is annotated as mitogen-activated protein kinase kinase kinase 20-like. Lineage: Eukaryota; Metazoa; Chordata; Actinopteri; Cypriniformes; Cyprinidae. Bases 148 to 2523 code for a protein of 791 amino acids. The transcript has 20 exons. Gene Ontology annotation, biological process: protein phosphorylation. Gene Ontology annotation, cellular component: cytoplasm. Gene Ontology annotation, molecular function: MAP kinase kinase kinase activity; protein binding; ATP binding. The record is from RefSeq and is a predicted model, not a curated record.
GCGCGGCGCAGCUCCGAUCAGGAAGAAGCGUGAAAUCAGCGCAGCAGCACGUGAACUCUUCUUGACAGCUGUCUAUCUCUACAGGGAAGACUGUCAGCGGGGUGCAGGAGUGCGGGAGAGAAGUGUGUUUCUAAGUGCCAUUAUGCCAUGGCAUCUCUGGGCGCCUCCUUUGUCCAAAUCAGAUUCGAUGACAUCCUCUUCUACGAGAACUGCGGCGGCGGGAGUUUCGGGAGCGUGUAUCGCGCCCGCUGGCUCUCGCAGGACAAAGAGGUGGCGGUGAAAAAGCUUCUGAAGAUUGAAAAAGAGGCAGAGAUUUUAAGUGUCCUCAGUCAUCGAAACAUUAUCCAGUUUUAUGGAGCGAUUCUGGAAGCGCCCAACUAUGGGAUUGUUACAGAGUACGCCAGCGGUGGAUCUCUGUUCGACUAUCUGUCCAGCGCUGAGAGUGAAGACAUCAGUAUGAAGCAGAUUAUGACCUGGGCAAUGGACAUCGCUAAAGGCAUGCAUUAUCUGCACGCAGAAGCACCGUUUACAGUCAUUCACAGAGACCUCAAGUCCCGAAACGUUGUGUUGACAGCAGAUUCAGUCCUCAAGAUCUGUGAUUUCGGGGCGUCUAAGUUUCAUUCGCACACCACCCACAUGUCUCUGGUGGGCACGUUUCCCUGGAUGGCCCCUGAAGUCAUCCAGAGCCUCCCAGCGUCUGAGACCUGCGACACGUACUCGUACGGCGUGGUCCUGUGGGAGAUGCUGACGCGUGAGAUUCCCUUCAAAGGUCUGGAGGGGCUGCAGGUGGCCUGGCUGGUGGUGGAGAAGAGCGAGAGACUGACGAUUCCCAGUAGCUGCCCGGACAGCUUCGCCUGUCUGAUGAGAAGCUGCUGGCUGACAGAACCCAAAGACAGACCCCUGUUCAAACACAUCUUGUCCACGCUGGAGUCCAUGUGGAGCGACAGUCACUUACCGGAGGAGUGCGACACCUUCCUGCACAGUAAAGCAGAGUGGAGGUGUGAGAUCGAGGCGACUCUAGAGCGACUGAAGCGGCUGGAGAGAGAUCUGAGCACCAAAGAACAAGAGCUGAAAGAAAGAGAGAGACGGCUAAAGAUGUGGGAGAGGAAGCUCAUCGAGCAGUCCAACACACCGCUUCUCCCAAACCUGGCCAUCCACUCCUGGACAGAAGAACAUGUGCAUUUCUGGAUGGAGCAGAUUUUCCAAGGUGAUGGAGAGCUGCAGCAGUACGCCGAAAUCUUCAGGCAGAAUCACAUCACAGGACAGAGACUGCUGCUGCUGUCCGAGACAGACAUGAGAGACCUGGGUGUGACGUCCAAAGGACACAUCAUACAUCUCAAGACCGAGAUUGAGAAACUUACCCACGACUACAUGAACCUGUUCCACUUUCCGCCGUUGAUCAAGGAUGGUUUGUCCACGGAGGAAGCCGAGGAGGAGUGGAGGAAGACGGUGAAUCUGGAGCUGGUGUUUGGAUAUCACUGGAAAGCAGGCACAGGCCAAUCGGACUGCAAAUGGAAGAUGUACAUGGAGCUUGAUGGGGAUGAGGUGGCGAUUGCAUAUAUCAAAGACGUGACCUUUAAUGCCAACAGACCAGAUGCAGAUGUAUUAAAGAUGACCAAGCCUCCGUUUGUGAUGGAUAAGUGGAUCUUGGGAAUUUCUGGCACACAAACUGUUGACUGCAUAGUAAACUAUGAGGGUAACGUGAGAUCUCCUAAGUGCACGAGACACGAGCACAGAGUGCAGUGGAGCCCAGACAGCGGGAGGGAUGUGAUCAGACCUGUAGAGCUGCUCAUUGAGACGACGCCAAACACCAGGGAAGGCCACAACAGAAGCAGGUCCAACUCAGGUGUCGAUCCCAGAUGGAUUUACAGUCUGAGAAUGAAGCAGUGGAGAGAGCAAGCUGCCCAGGAGUCCACAGGCAAGAGGACCCUCCCUCAGUUCCUGUCCGUCAUCGGGAACCAAUCAUCGUACGCCGCCGCUGUCAGGAGAUCACCCAAUCGCAGUCCUCUCACGCCAUGGACAGACUCGCGGAGUUCCUCUCCCACCCUUUCUGUCAAACUCUCCAAUAUCCUUCCAGGGUCAAAGGGCAGCAGCCCGUCCAGCACGACAUCUGAGAGCACCUCGGAGCGAGAGCGGCCCCCUAGUGGUGGAGCUCAACACCACUACCACAGAAAAGCAUACUACGACAACACCUUUAAAAUGAACGGAGGAGAAAGAGGAGAAGUGGAAGCCAGAAGGACUAAUCAGAUGUCUCAGAGAGGAUCCAGAGGCUUCCAACAUGCUGGACGGCCCCGAAACAACAACUCCUAUAUAACACCAUCUAACCACCAACCACGCACAAUACCAGGGAUGUCAGUCGUCAGUGAAGGGGUGAAGCAGAAAGAGGCCGGGUCUGGUGAUGGGGACUGGAUUAAAGUAGAAAGAAAGAAAUCUAUUAAACAGGAACAUAAGCAUCAGGAAGUGAGGCAGGGCAGAGGCCGGCCGCGCAGAGGAGGGCGAGGCGGUGGACGUGGACGAAGUUGAGCAAUUAUAAAGCGUUACACUGUGUCCUAGCUACACGAGACGCGUCAAGAUUUCAGCAACAAGCAAUUAUUGUGUCCACACUAGACACAACGUGACAAAAUCAAUCAAAUAUCACAGCCAAUCAAAAGCAGCUGUGGGCGGGAUCUCCCUGGAAGCGCAUUGUACUCGCAACGAAAUAAAUUAAUAAUCUAAUUCAUAAAUAUUAAAUGUUUUUAAGAUUAAUAAAUGAACAUACUGAGUGACUGAUACCAUUUUUUAUUUGUUUAAUUUGUAUGUUGUUGUUCCAGCCACGAUGUUGCGGGAAAUAGAAACCAUUUCUAAAAUUGAAAUUUCACGUGUCACAGUCGUGGUAUUAGUUAGGACAAAACAUCUAAUUAUUAUGGAAAAGAAAACUUUUAUUGCUUGUCGUGGCCUCGCAUUGUGUGUACUAGUUAGGACAUGUUGUUAUGGUUUAUACAAUAGUUUCUAUUUCUGCAAUGUCGCAGCUGGAACAACUACAUGCAAACUAUAUGACAGUAGAUAAUCUUGGGUGAUUUUGAACUUUAUUAAAAGUGUCUAAUGUGAUUUUGAAUGUCAUUUUGCGUGAGCUUAUAGCCAUACUGAAAGCGACAACAGAUAGCUAAACUCAGAUUUUGAAAAUUAAUGAAAGCAAAAAACUGCAAACACAAUGUGAACCAACAAGCAUUUUCCAUGACACAUAUGUUAUCAGUCACUCAGUAUGUACAUUUAAUGAAGCUAAAAAUGUUUGAUAUAUAUGAAUUAUAAACUUUGUUGCGAGAACAGUGCACUUCCAUAGAGAGCCCUCCCCCACACACUUCUGAUUGGCUGUGAUAUUUGAAUGAUUUUGUCUAGUUUGGACAAAUUGCUUGAUGCUGGAAUCAUGACAUGUUGCGUGUAGUUGGGACAUGGCACAAGGGGUUGAUAAUGAAUCAUGUUUGAUUCACUGUAAGGCAAAGAGUAUAGAAGGGCUUCUAUAUUCUUUGUGUAAAGUUGGAAAGUUGGCUUAUAACCAAAGCACUUAAGUGUUCCUGGAGAUUCAAUAAAAGCAUCUUCUAAAUUGACACUGAUAAAGGGUAAAAGUUCACCAUGAAAUGGAUGUACUGAUCUUAAAUAUCAUAAAUUAUGCAUUUU